UUCGAGCGUUGAAAACGCGUCAUCUCUUUUCAUGGGCCAAAAAGGGCACAUUGCUGAUUGCCCUCUCGGGCUUCACUACGCACACUGAUGCAGCCGCAAGGAAGCCACGGCGACGACCUCGAAUUGACUUAUGGCAACCAUUCUCCUUAUAUAAACCGCCAUUACCAGAACCUUCACCCACCAAGCUUCUCAUCCAAGCUCUAAACACCAAUCUCUCAAACUUCCCACAUCUCGCCCUACUCGAUUCCAUCCCUCCUCUGAAGCACACUCACUCACUCUGUUUUCCCCUCCUUCUCGUCCAAAGGCAAAAUGAAGCAGGUUGUGGUUCUUAAGCUGGAUCUGCACGACGACAGAGACAAGCAGAGAGCGAUGAAGAAAGUCACAGGGAUCUCAGGGGUAGACUCGGUGUCGAUGGACAUGAAAGACAUGAAGAUGACGGUGGUCGGAAACGUGGAUCCGGUGAAGAUAGCGAGCAAGCUCAGGAAAGUGUUCCCGACGGAGGUAGUCUCGGUGGGCCCACCGAAGCAGCCGGAGAAGAAGAAGGAAGACCCGCCUCCGACGGCGGCAGGGAAGAAAGAUGAAGGAAAAGACAAGAAGAACCCUUCUGCUCCUCCCGUCGUCCCCUAUUAUUACGCUCCUCAGCCUCAAGUCAACGGUGGUUACUAUUACCACAAUUACCCUUAUCAACAACAGAAGGGGUACAACAAUUACCCUUACCAAUACGGCGCCGCUCACGUUCCGGGGGAAGAUCCAAAUGCUUGCGUCAUCUGUUAGACGGAACUCAAUCAUGCACAAAGAACAGUCUGAUCUGGGAAAGGGCUGCCAAGUUUGUGUAAAUAAUGGCGCGGCUGUUCAAGGGUGGAGGCUGUAACUAAACUUCAAAAAGUAGUUACUGGAAUUUUUGUAUUUUCUUCUUCUUUUUCCCGUUACCAAUGAGUGACGACCCCCAGAUUCAUUUCUUGAAUUUAAUGAAUUAUUGUUGCAUUAUUAAGGAUUAUUUUUCCUAUUAUUAUUUUAUCUGUAUGUUUAGGUACAAUUUUCUGCGGUUUGCAUUCAUUUUCCGUUUCCCUUAUUGUUUAUGGUUUUUUCCCCC
This is a messenger RNA of Linum tenue, 1093 nucleotides long. The record is from the annotation of a GenBank genome assembly. NCBI's taxonomy places the organism in Eukaryota, Viridiplantae, Streptophyta, Magnoliopsida, Malpighiales, Linaceae.